Erythranthe guttata (spotted monkey flower) is the source of this 2275-nucleotide messenger RNA. NCBI's taxonomy places the organism in Eukaryota, Viridiplantae, Streptophyta, Magnoliopsida, Lamiales, Phrymaceae. The record is from RefSeq and is a predicted model, not a curated record.
UUUCGAUCUGAUCCAGUAUGUACACACACACACACAAAAAGCAAAUUCAAAUUGCUCAGAAAAAAUCUAUUUCCCGCGUUGACGAAAGAGUAGCGAACACACUCCCAUUUUGCUUCAGUUUAUGAGCUCUGAGUUCUGAGUUCCGAGUUUCCGACGCCGAUUAGGGUUUUUGUAAUCAAUCUCUCGCAGCAGCUUUCUCUCCCGGCAAUCUCUGGUACACACGUCGUUUUCACUCUUAUCAACUUUGUAAGAGAUGGAAAGCAAUUUACAAAAGUCUCCUAAGCUGGGGCAUCCUGCCGAUACUUCUGAUGCAAAAUAUGUGUCUGGGCUCAGCACGAUUCUGGUUGCAACUAUACAAGAAGCUAAAGACAGGAUAUCUCAGAUAGAGUACAUAUUUUGCAGUCAACUCUUUCCCAAUUUUCAGACGAAUUUCCAAAGCUUGCAGAAAAUACUUUCCGAAGCAAGAGAAGCUGCCGAAUCUGAGUAUAAAGACAAGGAAAAAGACCUGCUACUCCAAAUCGAGAAGCUUCAGUGUCAAAAGCAGCAAGUUCUGGAAGAAAAUCAAUCGAAAUCGUCCCACUUACAUAGUUAUGAAAGAACAAUAAAAGAUCUUGAAGAAAAAAAUUCCGUGCAUCUGAAAAUGCAAAAGAAGCUGGAGGUUGAUAAUAACGAGUUGCGCCUAGAGCUAAUGAAGAAAUCUAAGGAAGUUGAUGAGGUAAUGGAGUUGCAGAAUAAGCUUCUCCAAGUUAACCAAUCAAAAGCCUCUUUGAUAGUGCAGAAGGAAAUCCAAUUGAAGAAUCACGAAGAGAAAAUAAUCGGGCUCAUUUCUAAACUCAAGAAUAUUGAGAAUAACGUUUAUGAGAUGGAGUCGGAACUCAGAGACAAGACAAAAGAAGUAGAGAAGGGGAAGGAAUUGCAAGGAAAUUUGCUAAAGAAAAUGGAAUUUCAAGCCUCUGAAAUAAUGAAUAACGAACAACUAUUGAGUAAGUAUGAGAUAGAAAAUCGAGCUCUUGCAGCAAAACUAGAGAGUUUGGUGAGUUGUACCGAUGAGCUCCAGAAAGAACUCGGGAGAAAAAAUUCUGAACUGGAGGAGUUUAGAAAAAUGAAAGGGCAGUUCGUCCAACAAAGCGAUUCAUUUAAUUUCGGAAACAUCAAGAAAGAGCAAUCAUUAGAAGAAUUUGACGAGGAGAGGAAACGGCUUUUGGAUAAACAGAAAUAUUUGGAAGAUAAAGUUGAGAAGCUCGAAAAAGGUCUCUCUGAUAGAAUCGAAGAGUCUUCUGAAGGGAUGGAGUUGCACGGGAAGCUGUUGCAGCAGAUUCAGGUAAAAGAUUCCGAUUUACAAUCUGAAAAGAGGAAGAAAAGGGAUGCUAUUGUAGCUUAUAAGAAGCUCAAAUCUGAAUACAACUUUCUCUUGAAAAAAUAUGCUCUUACUCAAGAGACUAUGCUGCCUCCCGACAAAAUGGGAGACGAAAGUGAAACAAUCCGACACUAUCAAACUCCAGUACCAUCACGUGAUAUUGAUAAUCAUACUUCAAAGGUUUCUGGCACCGCUAGUGAUGUAAUAAAACCAGUGAACGAGCAAGAAUUACUAGAGGGGAAAAAAGGAGUUCCGUUCGUUCAGAAAUCUAGUCCCGUCUCACCAUCUACUUCAAAUAUUCCCGUCGCUCCAAGAUUCCCAAGCAGUGUAAAAACUUGUCCGCCAGCUGGCGCAAAGCGCCCUCUCUCGUACUGGAGGGACACCCGGUCCCACCAGAGCCGUGUGGGACCCGACCCCCAUGACGAUUUUCUCGACACUCCUCUUGAAAACGUGAGAGGAAAUUUAGGGAAGAUGGCGAAGCAGAACAUUCCGGAAGUUUCUAAACCAAGUCCAGUAGACACUACGCUCGAUAACUCCGAAACACAGGACAUGGAUGCUGAUGCUGAACGGGAAAUGAUGCGCACGUCGCCACCUCCAAAGACUGGAGCAUCGGGUUUUAAGUAUGUUGAACCGGUACGAAAGAAAUUUAUGAGGGAUAAUCUGAAGGGCGUUGAAUGCAAGCAAUGCAAGAAGUUCUACGAUGCAGUUCUUCCUGGCGCUGGUGGCGAAAAUUCGAAGCAAAACAACCGCUGCGAGCACCACGAGGGGGUGUCUAGGCAUCGAUAUAGGUAUGCGCCUCCUUUAACUCCUGAGGGAUUUUGGAAUAUUGGUUUUGAGUCUGAAAUGUAGGGUCUCCUUCGAGUUAGUUAUAUUUUCCGGAUUGGAUUUAAUUGCAAAUAAUAUGGUUUUAUAGUAUAA